AUCUCCCAACUCGAGCAGCGAUGUCCCAAAUACAAAGAGGCAAACGGAUGGUCAGAAUUCCGUAUGUUACGCUACUCAAGUCAACAAAUCUAUGGAUCCAUGGAAUCCGAACCUUAUGGCGUUUUGUAUAAUAAUAUCAACGCAUCGGAUAUUGACGGGUUCAAUCGGACGUUGGGACCCUUGUUGACUAACUUGAGCAGCCGUGCGGCUGCCGGAGGACCUCUUUUCAAAUAUGCGGCAGGUAACACGACCGGUCCGGGUUUCUUUUUGACAAUUUACGCUCUCACGCAGUGCACUCCCGAGCUAUCGCAGAAGGAUUGCAGCGAUUGUCUAACAAUGGCAAUCGGAAAGAUCGAUUCUGGCUGCUAUAGGAAGAUCGGAUACCGACUUCUACAAGCCGAUUCUAAUUUGAGAUAUGGGACCAGCCCAUUUUUUGCAGCAGUAAAAGACAUUCCUCAGCCGCCGCCGCCGCCGGAUUGUCUAACAAUGGCAAUCGGAAAGAUCGAUUCUGGCUGCUAUGGGGAGAUCCGUUACCAACUUCUACAAGAAAAAUCUAAUUUGAGAUAUGGGACCAUCCCAUUUUUUGCAGCAGUAAAAGACAUUCCUCAGCCGCCGCCGCCGCCGCCGCCGUCGUCUAGGUUGCCUCGGCGGCUGGCAUCUUUACCUUCUCCACCGGAAGGAAAUGGAAAUGGAAAUAGGAGCAACAAAACUCGAAUAAUCAUCAUUAUCGUCGUUGCUUCGGUUGUCGGCAUUCUGUUACUUGUCCUCUGCAUUUGGAUCUGUUUAAAACUCAGAAAUCCAAGGGAAAUUGUCGAAAAAGGAGAUGAAAUGAUCAAGGCCGAGUCUUUGCAAUAUGACUUAGCCACUAUUCGGGCCGCAACUAAUAACUUCUGUGAUGAAAAUAAACUUGGACAAGGAGGAUUCGGAGCGGUUUUCAAGGGCAAGCUUCCAGAAGGACAAGAAGUAGCCGUGAAAAGGUUAUCUAGUGCUUCUAGACAAGGAGACUUAGAAUUCAAGAAUGAGGUCCUUUUGGUGCCCAAACUUCAACAUCGGAAUUUGAUCAAACUCCUUGGCUUCUGCUUGGAAGGAGGUGAAAGGCUUCUCAUCUAUGAAUUUGUGCCAAACACAAGCCUUGAUCAUUUCAUUUUUGAUCCAAUCAAGCGUGCACAAUUAGAUUGGGAAAUCUGUUACAAAAUCAUCAAAGGCGUAGCUCGUGGCCUCCUUUACCUACAUGAGGAUUCUCGUCUUCGAAUAAUUCAUCGUGAUCUCAAAGCAAGUAAUGUUUUAUUAGAUGAAGAUAUGAAUCCUAAAAUUGCAGAUUUUGGAAUGGCAAGAUUAGUUGUAAGAGAUGAAACACAAGGAAAUACAAGCAGAAUUGUGGGAACUUAUGGGUACAUGGCACCGGAGUAUGCAAUGCAUGGGCAAUUCUCAAUAAAAUCAGACGCUUUCAGUUUUGGAGUAUUGCUUUUAGAAAUCGUUAGUGGACAAAAGAAUAGUUGUUUCCAAAAUGGGGAGAACAUAAAGGACCUACUAAGUUAUGCAUGGAAAAGCUGGAAGGAAGGGACAGGAUUAAAUCUCCUAGAUCCAACUUUGAGAAAUGGUUCAAUAGCUGAAAUGAUGAGAUGCAUCCAUAUUGGUUUGCUAUGUGUUCAAGAAAAUGUUGCUCAUAGACCAACCAUGGCUUCAGUUGUUCUCAUGCUUAGUGACAAUAUAAUUAGUCUCCCAGUGCCCUCUAAACCUGCAUUUUUUGUGCACAACCCCAUUGCAUCAAACAUGCCAUCCUCAUUUGGUCACAAUUCAUUGGUACAAGACUCGAGGAGAGCUGAGGAACAAUUAGUCCCCUUAAAUGAAAAUCUUUUGAGAUGGAUUUAUGUUGAAACCCUGAAAGGGAAAGGCUACAUAAAACUAGUACCCACCAGCUUCUUGGAUAACUGUUACGCUGCGUUUCCAGAGUUUCUUUCUCGAGUUAUUGCAACAGAGGAUAUGCCUGUACGAAAGAAUCAGAAGGUUUUGGAUGGCUCUGAUGUUGGUGAUAGGGAAGAUAGGAUCAGCAAGCUGCCGAAUGAGGUUCUUUCUCACAUAUUCUCAUUUCUCCCAACAAAAGAUGUUGUUAGAACUAGUAUUUUGUCAAAAAGAUGGAAAUAUUCGUGGACAUCUUACCCCAAUCUUGAGUUCACUGAUCAGUUUACAAUGACUAACGAUAUUGACUUCAACUGUAAGCUAGCCUGUUUCAAGGACUCUGUUGAUCAUGCUCUUUUUCAUCAUGCUGGAUCGGCUAUAGAAAAGUGUUCAUUUCAUUGCUAUACAGAGUUUAUUUCUCCAUAUUUGUAUGCAUGGGUUUGUGCUGUGUUAAGUUGUAAUGUUCAAGAGUUAUCCAUCAAAUCUAACCGUAUCAAGGUUAAUGAGUUGCCUCCAAGCCUUUUUACAUGCAGAACUCUAGUUGUUUUGGAAAUUGAUGGGGCGUUUGUGCUGAACCUUCCUUUCCAUAUUUGCUUCCCAUGCCUCAAAACUCUAUCGCUUGAGUCUGUGAUAUAUGGGGAUGACUUCUCAAUGCAAAGGCUCUUUUCUAGCUGCCCAGCUCUGGAGGACUUGGAAAUACGCAGGAAAGGAUGGGAUGAAGGUUAUGAGUACAAGAUGGAGAUCCAUGCCCCCUGUCUUGAGUCCCUUGAGCUUGUUGAUAGUGCAUCAAAAGUGUUUGCAGUAAAUUGCUCUAAUUCUCUAGUUAAAGCAGAUGUUGGUGGUACCUCUGGUCCAAAGAUUCUUAAAGAAAUCCCUCAGAUUAGGGAGUUAGAAUUAUCUGGCAAGGCCUUCAGGAGUCUUGGUAAUGUUUCAUCUUCCCCUCUGCCCAUUUUUCAUAAUCUGACCCAUUUGGAGCUAGGUGUUGAUAGCACAGGGUGGAAUUCUCUCUCAAAUUUACUCGCAAGCACUCCCAAUCUUGAAGUUCUUGUCUUUGCUGAGGGACUUUUAGCACCUGCAGAGUCUCGAAGUGGUUUCCAUAGCUUCUAUUGGGAUCCACCAGAGUCCCCCCCUGAGUGCCUCCUACUGCAUUUGAAGCAAAUUGAAAUAUACGAUUUUGUUGGGAGACCAUGUGAGCGAUUUCUCAUAAGGUAUUUGCUGGAGCAUGGAGAAGUUCUGGACAAUGUGAACAUUUGCUGGCAUGAUUUUGGUCCAAGGGCCAGAAUUAGGAAGGAGAUGAUAGAGUCCCACGAUAAAAUUUUAAGUUACUCUAGAGCUUCACCUACUUGUGAAGUUGAAUUCUUCGAGGGCCUUUUGGACUAGUCUAGACCUUGAGACUGAGCUUUGAAAGUGUCGUGUGCGUCAGCCUUUUGGAUUUUGAGCUACUCUGUGUCUGAUGUAAUCUGUUGACAUGAAAGUUCAGCAAACUAGUAUGUACCUUUUGUAUGAAAGAGAAAUAUCGAAAUUAUUUCUUCCGUUCCUUGAAUUCUUCGGAAGUGAAUUUAAAAAAACAUAAAUGAAUCACUUUAGU
Molecule: messenger RNA, 3487 nt
Organism: Rubroshorea leprosula
Lineage: Eukaryota; Viridiplantae; Streptophyta; Magnoliopsida; Malvales; Dipterocarpaceae
Source: the annotation of a GenBank genome assembly